Molecule: messenger RNA, 1485 nt
Organism: Salvia hispanica
Lineage: Eukaryota; Viridiplantae; Streptophyta; Magnoliopsida; Lamiales; Lamiaceae
Source: RefSeq, a predicted model, not a curated record
UAUCUUGUUGGGUUGUUCCUCAGGCUAUAUUAUACAAGAGUAAAAUUGGGAACUCCGGCAAAAGAAUUCUAUGUACAGAUAGAUACUGGAAGUGAUGUGCUAUGGGUUAGUUGCAAUCCCUGUAAAGGCUGUCCCUCAUCCAGUGGACUUCAAAUAGAGCUCGAGUUUUUUGAUCCUCCCAGCUCAUCCACGGCUUCACCGAUCUCAUGUUCUGACCAGAGGUGUGCUCUGGGGGCUCAGUCGUCUGAUUCUGGUUGUUCGGGCCAGAACCAGUGUGGGUAUACCUUCCAGUAUGGUGAUGGCAGUGGGACAUCUGGCUACUAUGUGUAUGACUCGAUGUAUUUCGACUCUGUAGUUGGGAGUACAUUGGCUUCCAAUAAUUCAGCACCUGUUGUUUUCGGUUGUAGCACAUCACAAACUGGGGACCUUACCAAACCAGAUAGGGCAGUUGAUGGUAUAUUUGGUUUUGGACAGCAGGGAUUAUCUGUGAUUUCACAGCUUUCAUCGCAGGGAAUCACCCCAUAUUCGUUUUCUCAUUGUUUGAGAGGAGAGAGUGGUGGUGGUGGCAUAUUGGUUCUUGGUCAAAUAGUGGAGCCAAAUAUGGUUUUCACUCCACUUGUUCCAUCACAGCCACAUUACAAUGUAAAUUUACAAAGUAUAGCUGUAAAUGGCCGGACACUGAGCAUUGAUUCAUCUGUUUUUGCGACUUCAAGCAACCGUGGAACAAUAAUUGAUUCAGGCACAACUUUGGCAUACCUUGCGGAAGAGGCUUACGAUCCAUUUGUUACUGCAAUCACAGAAACCGUCUCAGGAUCGGUUCGCCCUCUGCUUGCAAAGGGAAAUCAGUGCUAUCUAACUACCUCGAGUGUCUCAGAAAUAUUCCCACAAGUUACUCUGAACUUUGCUGGUGGUGCAUCAAUGAUUCUCAGGCCUCAAGACUAUCUUUUGCAGCAGAAUUCUAUUGGUGGUGCUGCAGUGUGGUGCAUCGGCAUUCAGAAAAUUCAGGGUCAAGGAAUUACCAUUUUAGGCGAUCUUGUUCUGAAAGAUAAGAUUGUUGUGUAUGAUAUAGCUGGUCAAAGGAUUGGAUGGGCAAACUACGACUGUUCGUCAUCUGUGAACGUCUCUACAACCACCAGUACAGGUAAAACGGAGUUCUUCAAUGCUGGGCAAGUUGACAAUAGCAACUCGGCAGAUUAUGCGCCUUCCAAGCUUAUACCGAUCUUCGUUGUAGCACUACUACUGCAUAUAGCAUUCUUUGGCGUCCCCCCAUUAUUGUGAUAUGAAUCAUGAUGAAUCUCUUGUGUGAGGUUUUAUGUAAAUUCUUUUCAUUUUGGUAGUUUCUAUGUUGUAUACUUAGAUAAAAUUGCAGGCUUCCAAGUUAAGUUAAAAGAUACUACUAUAUCUUUAUUAGAAUAGAAUUGGUCUUGUCUUGUUGCACUUUUAAAAAUUUGUAGAUUUAUUGCACAGAUUUUUACUUAUUUUUAA